UAAACUCAUGACAAGUACAAAAUGGACGGCAACAAAGAUGAGGCAGCAAAAUGCCGUCAACUUGCCGAUAGAUUUCUCAAGGAAGGAAACAAAGAUAGAGCUUUGAAAUUCCUUGAGAAGUCACAGAAGCUUUAUCCAUCGAAAGAAGUCGAAGAUUUAAUUGAGACACUAAAAAAGAAUGGCAUGUCAGGUGGCAGUGAACAUAAUGAAAAAGAUGAGAAUGUGAGGCAUAGAUCAGUCAAUGGAGAUGCCAGCAAAAAGAGUGAUGAUUACACUCUAGAACAGCUGGAGGCAGUCAAAAACAUCAAGAAGUGUAAAGAUUAUUAUGAAAUCUUGGGAGUUAGUAAAGAGGCUACUGAAGCUGACUUGAAGAAACAGUACAAGAAGCUUGCUCUGCAGUUUCACCCAGAUAAAAACAGAGCACCGGGAGCAUCUGAAGCCUUCAAAGCGAUAGGCAAUGCAUUUGCAGUACUCUCGGACCCAGAGAAGAGACGGAGAUAUGAUCAGUUUGGUGACGAAAAUCCUCAGCCAAGGAUUUACAGAGAUCACUAUGAUUAUGCAAGAGGAUUUGAAGCUGACAUUACUCCAGAGGAAAUAUUUAACAUGUUCUUUGGUGGUUUUGGUGGAGCGUCAAUGUCUGGGGGGCGUGUCUUUAUGCAGAGAAGACACAAUGGAAGACGGCACCGACACCAACACUACCGUGAAGAAGAAGACAAUGAUCCUCCUCUGCUGCACUCACUGAUACAGUUUCUUCCCAUCUUACUGUUAGUUGUAUUAUCUUUGAUGAGUAGCUUUAUGUUACAAGAUCCACCUUACUCUUUAUCUAGAUCAGGUUCCUACUAUAUUCCGAGGGAAACAGCUCGGCGGAAAAUUAACUACUAUGUACAGGAAGGAUUCGAAGAAAAAUACAUAGAUAAAAUUGAAGCGCUCGAGAAAAGAAUAGAAGAAGAUUACAUUGGUCGACUUCAAUCUCAGUGUUAUAGAGAAAGACAAUACAGGGAAGAAGUGAGAGCUCGGGCGCGUUUUUGGCGAGAUGAUGCGUUAAUGGUCAGGGCAAACGGAAUGCAGAUGAAGUCCUGUGAUGCGCUGGAAAAAAUCGCAGCAGCAGGAUGAUUAUCAGUUCAUACUUGACAGUGUCACUCACCUACAUGUACCUCAGCGACAACCCUCUUAUGGCCGGUUGAUAAAUGACACUAUCUGACCGACAAGUGGGUUAAGUUGCAUGUCGUUCAGAGUCGCCUCUGAGCAAUAUUCCGACGCCAAACACGUCAAAAUUUGGACCCUCCAACACGUGUAGAUGUUGUUGUAAAUUAACGAUAUAGUGCUUUUUGAAUUAGAAUAUUGUAAGAUGAUAAAAAUACCGGUAACUCCAUUGUUAGUUUGUUAGGAAAUAACAGAGACGGCCGGUUUUUUAGUCGAGAUUUGUCAGGGAGGAGAGGGAGAAGGAGCCCAUAGAUAGUAUUUUUAUUUAACCUUUUUUUUGUCUGCCAGAGUUAGACUUCUUUUAGUUUAAUUUGUUACUCUUUUCUUUAAUUUCCCUGAUGCCCAGCCAUCCACGUGAAAGCUACUGAACUACACUUUCAUGUCAUGGCGUUUUGUACAUAAAGAAAUUUGGGGAGAUUUUUUUUUAUCUUGUCACCCUUGGGAAUGAAAGAGUUAUAAAUUGCCUUGAAUACUUGUACAAUAUACAAACUUUUGCAAAAUGGAUACUUGACGGGAGAUAGCAAGCUCCUGCCUGUUGUUUAUAAAUCUCUUCAGUAAGUUAUAGAUGCUUAAGACGUUGCUUAGGAAAGAUCGUGGAGGGAGAAACAGUCUCUAGAAACUCAGGUCAAGAAUUUUGAAUUUAUUUACAAGAGAGUACGUUCUUGUUGACAGUUGAAGAUUAGACGUUACGACAUAACGCAUACAUCGAGAAUAAAUAAAAGAAAGACACUUGCAAACGUUUUGAAA
Messenger RNA from Orbicella faveolata, 1950 nucleotides. RefSeq names its product dnaJ homolog subfamily B member 14-like. NCBI's taxonomy places the organism in Eukaryota, Metazoa, Cnidaria, Anthozoa, Scleractinia, Merulinidae. Gene Ontology annotation, biological process: cellular response to misfolded protein. Gene Ontology annotation, molecular function: Hsp70 protein binding. The record is from RefSeq and is a predicted model, not a curated record. Gene Ontology annotation, cellular component: endoplasmic reticulum membrane.